AUGUCUACUCCAGGACUUAGGUUGAGCUUACAAGAUCAAAGUCUGCCCGAAGACGGACGGGGCUUCGUGCGCGCGGUGGUAAAGCUUCUGGCCGACACCCGUGGGAUUCAACUAGAGGAAUGCAGCAUUCAAGAACGACAGCCCGGCUCGACCCUCUGGUACCUGACUUGCCAACCACCGACCAUCCCUCUUGACUCCGAUAUUUUGAUUAUCUCCACUCCUGAUGACUUUUUCACCCAUCUCGCCGUCGAGCUCGACGCCCGCGGCCGUUCUGCAGACGCAUCGACCCUACGGUAUGUCCUCGACCUGUGCCACACCGAGACCGAGCGCGGGGGGUUGGGAUUCCCCGAUUUCCCAGUUGUCGACUGGUCGCUCAAUCAGACACAGCGACAGGGGCUGCAGGGCCUUCUAGAGGCCUGGCUGGAAUCGCUGAACUCCGCCGAAAGGGCCCGAGGUCUGCCCUCUCCCCUGUCCGUCAAAGCCUCGUCCACGCGACCCAUGACGCUGGCGGAAAAGAUCCUGGCGCACCACGCCUUCUCGCUGCCGUCAGCCGAAGGCUUGAGAGGGGGUGACUUUAUCCGUGUCACGGUCGACUGGAUCAUUGCCAGUGAGCUAUCAUGGGUGGGCAUGAAACACAGUAUGACCAGCAUCGGGGAAGAGCCGACGGUUUGGCGAAAUGACCGGUUCUGGCUGGCGGGCGAUCACACGGUGGAUCCCCGGACGUACCACCAACCGCGGGUCCGGGAAUUGAUUGAUGGCAUGCACGAUGCGAAGACGAGGUUCAAGAUGACGGAGAACCAAGGCUCAAAUUUUACGAUCCUGCAUACGGAAUUUGUGCGCGAGCGAGCCGAGCCGGGAAUGCUCGUCCUGGGCUCAGACUCACACACCUGUUCUGCAGGCGCCGUCAGUUCCCUCGCUAUCGGACUCGGUGCGGCGGAUGUGAUGGCGGCGCUGGCCACCGGGGAGACCUGGAUCAAGACCCCGGAGUCGAUCCGCGUGGAGUUCGUGGGCGCACCGGCGUGGUAUAUCCGGGGCAAGGACGUGAUCCUCUACAUAUUGAAAACCCUCAAGCGCAACACCCAUGCCGCGGAUCGGAUUGUGGAGUUCGGGGGGCCGGGGGCGCGCUAUCUGUCCUGCGACGCUCGGUUCGCCAUCUGUAACAUGUGCACCGUAAGGUCUUCUGGGUAUCUAGCUCUGUGUGCCCAAUUCAUCUCGGAUCGGCCCCAGGCCCGCUACAGAACACAGUCGCUGUACUUCCAACCGGACGCUGAUGCUUCUUAUGCUGCAACCUUCCGGAUCAAUCUGGAGGAGGUCGAAUCCUUCAUUGCCCUCUACCCGUCCCCGGACAACGUCGUGCCCGUGACGGAGAAGCUCGACAUGCGCUUCGAGGGCUGCUUCAUCGGCGCGUGCACUACCACCGAGGAAGAUCUAAUUCUGGGCGCCUUGGUCAUGGAAGCAGGCCUGCAGAAGGGGCUGCCGCUAGCCCGCGGGAAACGGAUGGUGGUUCCCGGCAGUCUACCGAUCGUGAGCAACCUGCGCGCUUUGGGGCUGUUGGAUAUCUAUGCCCAGGCUGGGUUUAUACUGCCCGCCGUGAGCUGCAGUCUGUGCCUGGGGAUGGGGGCUGACCGCGCGGGGUCGGGCGAGAAUUGGCUGUCGUCGCAGAACCGUAAUUUCAAGAACCGAAUGGGUCCAGGAUCUACCGGCCAUAUUUGCUCCGCUGCUGUCGUUGCGGCCUCGUCCUUCAGCAUGCAGUUGACCGACCCUCGUCCUCUCCUGCGUCAGGUGUCGGUCGAGAGGUAUCAGACCCUACUUGCCAGCUGUCGACGCAUGAAGGCUGAGCCGCGGGGGAAAUUGCGCGAGCGUCUCAAGGCCAGCACAAACCCAGUCGUCUCACCCCCGAUGCCCCCCGUGGUCGAGCCUUACUUGUCCGUUCGCAAGACUACUACUCCGUCGACAACGACGUCCAUCUCAGGGCUGGAACAAGAGAAGCCGCACAGCGCACCAGCGCAAGUCAUACGCAGCGGGGUCUCGAGGUUGGGGGAUUUCGUAGAUACUGACGCGAUCAUCCCUGCAGCAUUCAUUCUGGAGAGUCCGACCGACGUCCUGCUCGGGAGUCAUUGCUUGGAGCUGACUCACCCCGAGUUUCGCGACCAGGUUCGCGCUGGUCUGGAUGUCGUCGUCGCCGGGAAAGCGUUUGGCUGUGGUUCGUCGCGAGAAGAGGCGCCACGAGCGUUGAAAGGUCUCGGGGUGAAAUGUGUGAUUGCACGAUCGUUCUCCUUCAUCUAUGGACGCAACCAGCCCACCAUCGGCCUCCUCGGCCUCACCAUCACCGACGACGACUUCUACGCGGCGGCUCAGACCGGGGUGGCGAUUGAGAUUGACCUGCCCCGUCGACAGGUCACCCUGAGUGACCGAUCGUACCCGUUUGUGUUGGACGAGAUGGAACUGGCCUUGAUUCAGCGACAAGGGCUGGCGGCGGCGUACAAGAUGUUUGGCAAGACUGUUUUCCAGUCGCUCUGCAACGACACUGGGUCGGAGACAGUGCCAGCCUCUGCGCUGGCCGAGAUGCAUCUUGGACGCCGUCAGGCUGAAAAGAGAGGCAAUCAGGAGGUGCUGGCAUGGUGAAGUCGAUCUUUCCUGUCUCUGUUCC
This is a messenger RNA of Aspergillus brunneoviolaceus CBS 621.78, 2650 nucleotides long. RefSeq names its product aconitase family protein (gene acoC). NCBI's taxonomy places the organism in Eukaryota, Fungi, Ascomycota, Eurotiomycetes, Eurotiales, Aspergillaceae. The transcript has 7 exons. The coding region runs from base 1 to 2625 and encodes 874 amino acids. The record is from RefSeq and is a predicted model, not a curated record.